Molecule: messenger RNA, 3749 nt
Organism: Peromyscus maniculatus bairdii (prairie deer mouse)
Lineage: Eukaryota; Metazoa; Chordata; Mammalia; Rodentia; Cricetidae
Source: RefSeq, a predicted model, not a curated record
GAAGGGUGAGAUUUUAGCUCUGAGCUCUGACCUCUCGGCUUUCUCUUUUACAUUGUUUCUGUGUUUCUUAUUUAAUAAGACGGUUGGUUACAUCAAUAGACCACUGCAGAGUUAAUGAGCUGGAGGUCUUGAACUAGGCGGUAGGUUCCAUUAGACUUUUUAACUGCAAGUAUGGGAGUGUUAAAAGGUGAAGAGGUUAGGCGGAGCAGCUUUUUCCUGAGAAGGUCAGAAAUGAUCGGCUUAAGUCCUCUUAGGCUCUGGAGUGAGAGAGGGUACUGAGCUUGGGUGAUAUAUCUGGUAGGAUUUUGUAGCUGGAUAGUGAUAGGCUAAUGGUGUCUAGCAAUAGACGGGUUCUGGGUAUCCCAGACUUUUGGGUCUACCUGAGAGGCUGGCAAGGGAAAAGAACUGUUAGAGUCAGUAGAAUGAGUGGCUAGGAGAAGGAGGGGAGCUGCUGGUGCGUCUGGGAUGAGGCAAACGUGUGGAGCAAAAGAAAUGGACGCUCCUACCUUAGCUAGAAGGUCCCUUCCCAUUAAAGGUCCAGGGCAGCUUGGCACCACUAAGAAUGUGUGUGUGAGAGCGAUGCCUCUGAAAAUGCAAUUAAGUGGUGGUGUCUGAUGAGGUAGGUAAGGCUGUCCCCCAACCCCGACAAUAGGGAGACGAGCAGGAGAGGUGGGACCCCAAAACUCUCUCAGGACAGAGUAGGUAGCUCCGGUGUCCAAAAGGAACGAGAUGGGGCGCCCAUUUACUUUUAUCACUACCCUAGGUUCCCUGUGUGAGAUGGGAGUGGCCGGGGCAGGAACGGGGCAGCGUCAGUCGUCACUGUAGGCCAAGCCUAGAAAGUCAGGCGGAGGGUGUUCUUCGUCUGGUUCAGAAUCCACUAACAAGAGUUUUAUUAAGAUGAGAGAGACAGGACGCAGCGCAGGUUUGAGGACACGGUGGCUGUCGGUCCGGAAGGCGGGGACGGCGGGGAUGGCGGCAGGAGCGCGCCCAGGACAGCCGAGAACCGGGGGUCGGUCAUGAGCUUCCCCGGGGCCGCGGCCGUGCUGGCGGACAGAUUAUAACAUCAUGGCGGGGAGGAACCAGAAUCGAACUGUCUCCCUCCCAGGAACUCAGGCCAGCAGCCAGCUACAUACCUUUGGGAAUUGUACAGACAGUGACCUGUUGGAAGAAGAUGCUGAAGUGUAUGAACUUCGGUCCAGAGGAAGGGAGAAGGUUCGAAGAAGUACAUCGAGAGACAGGCUUGAUGACAUCAUUCUGCUAACAAAAGACAUACAGGAAGGAGACACUCUAAAUGCAGUAGCCCUUCAGUACUGUUGACGGUCUAUCAAAAUUCCAGUUAAAAAGUUUAGUUCUUUGACUGAAACUCUUCAUCCUCUGAAAGGAAGACAAGGUUUGCAUCCUCCACCGGUCGCAUGUGCUCCAGAGCGGGAAGCUGUGGCCCCCGGUGCCUGUCUGCCUUCCACUGAGUCAGCCGACCGUUUCCUGGAAGAAGUGGAUCGAGACAUAGAGCAGAUAGGGAAGUGCACCGAUACCAAGAGGGAGAACCUGAGCGAGGUGGUGUCUGCCUUAACAGCACGGCAGAGCCGCUUUGAACCGGAUAGCAGAAGCGCUCACAGAAAGGACCCGUACUAUGGAGCAGACUGGGGAAUUGGUUGGUGGACAGCUGUGGUGAUAAUGCUGAUAGUGGGUAUAAUAACACCAGUAUUUUAUUUGCUCUAUUAUGAAAUUUUAGCGAAAGUGGAUGUUAGUCACCAUUCAACAGUGGGCUCUUCACAUUUGCAUCCAGGACUCACACCUCCGUCACAGCACAGAGAAAUGGAAAAUGGAAUUGCUCCAACAAAAGGAAUACAUGUUAGUCAACAAGAUGACCACAACCUAUAUAGGCAAGAUCCGCAAUCACCUGCUGCUCCACACAGAACGUAGCAGUGAGCUCUGAUCAGUGUUGAUGAGCAUGUAUGCCUAUGGAUAUGGCGGUUCACAGAUGGCCAACAGCUGCUUCGACGUCAGCAUCUAGGGACAUCGAAGAUGCUCUGUUUUCACCUUGCUAGGAACCACUAAGCCUUUUACAAAUGGAUUGUCUGUAACACACACAUGUGUUUCUUUAUAUUGAGACUGGUCAGAAUACAUCUGCUGUAUCAGUUCUUAAAGCAGAAAUUAAUUUACAUGUAUGUUUAAGAAUUCUAAUGUGCAAAAUGCUGUCAUUUUUCUUAUUCAGGAUUAGUUGUGAUUAAAUUUAUUUUUUGAAAAAUUAUUUUUUAAUUUAAGGUUGUUCAUGUCAAGAUUUUCAAAUGCUUAGCAGCUGAAGAAAAUUUGCUACCAUACCACCAAAAUACUGGUUUUGAUUCUAAAAUUAUGAUACCAAGUACUUAACACUCAAUUUUGAAACUUUUUUUUUCUUUUGAGACAGGGUUUCUCUGUGUAGUUUUGGUGCCUGUCCUGGAUCUCUCUCUGUCUCCCAAGUGAUCUGCCUGGCUCUCUCUCCCAAGUGAUCUGCCUGGCUCUGUCUCCUCAGUGCUGGGAUUAAAGUCUUGCACCACCAUCGCCUGGUUUCAGUUUUGAAACUUUAAAAACAUGUUUUAGCACAUGCUAUGAAAGCAGAUGUAGAAACAGAUAUGGAAACGUAAUUUAUAAUUUCUGUAAUAGAGGCUAACAAAUAGAUUAAAUAUUUUAAGACCCCAAAAUAAUGUCUUAGGGUUGGAAACAUCAAUUGACCACAAGGACACUGAAACAGGUCAAGACCUAGUCCGUAAAAAGGGAAAGCUUUAUGAGGAGCCCUCCAGCCCCACUUUCACUUAUCAUUUAAAAUAAAGUACUUGUGUCUGAUAUUUGGAAGCACUCUGUAGCACUUUGAUGAAGUGUUAUUCAGAAAAGUAUAUUCAGCAAAUUCCUCUUUACAUACUGUGACUAAUCACUGCUGUUACAAAUAGUAACAUGCCUUAAUUACACUUCCUGCCUUACAAUGUUACUUUACGUGAGCUCACACACACUUUACAAUUGAAGUUGAAACAUUGUCAGAUUUCCUUCCAUAGGCUGUCAUUCAUAGGCUAUGUAACUUUGUCUUCUCUUAAACACAAGCAAACAUGGAGUAGCAGAUUUGUACUAUCUGCCUCUCGUGUCUUGCAGAGAAAAAAAUGAGUGAACAGGACUUUGACAUUAGCAGUAAACAGAUUGCUGUAUUUGGUGGCCCCUUGACCUCUGCUUUUCAAAAGAAAUGUCCUGUUUAGAUGAUCUAAAUGCACCUAAUAUGCACUAUCAAACUGAGGAACACAGGCCAAAGUGUGAAUUAGUCAAAAGGGCUUAAUAGUGACAUUUUCUAAGUCUGCUGUGAGACAACCAGUUUGGCUAAGAAGCAUUUGUAUACUGAUUUUAGUGUUUAAUUUUAAAUAUGUGUUUUUAAAAUAUCAGUACAGGUGGUAGAAUUGGGAUUGCAUGUUUUCUGUAUAAUAAACUGCACAUCUUAAAAUAUAUCACCUCUUUCUGGACAUUAUUUCCUAAAUCGAUGUUUCAGCUUUUUAAGCAUUUUGUAUAUCAAAUUCUAAUCCUGAUACAAGGAAUUAUUAAUACACAUUUAUUAUAUUUGGGGUUUGUAUACUUUGAGAAGAAAAAGCACUACAAAAAGACACAGAAGUCAGUCAUUUUAUUAAAGGCCUACAUAUAUCAGAGAAGUUUAGAAAAUUACCUUUAAAGUAUUUAAUAAUAGGAAAGUUGUAGUGAAUCAAUUCCCUUUGUAUAUCUUAGUUAAAAUAAUU